This is a messenger RNA of Parnassius apollo (apollo), 462 nucleotides long. NCBI's taxonomy places the organism in Eukaryota, Metazoa, Arthropoda, Insecta, Lepidoptera, Papilionidae. The record is from the annotation of a GenBank genome assembly.
AUGGAUCACAAGGAGCACACGAAGGUUCUGGCUCACAGGGUUCACAAGGGGGAUACUCCGUGUAAGAAAUUUGAGGAUCUGGAUCAGAAAGGAAGGCACCGUGGCAAUGCUACCGUACCAGUACCGUACCGUACCAGUGGGGCCACCGUAUGCAUUGGAAAGCAAGGAGAGCCUUGCAUCUCUCCACCGUCGAUAUGCGUUCCGCAGCUAGUCCCACCUUGCGUUAGACCUGCCCGCUUGUACACACCACCAUGUAUACCACUCAGCCUCUCACCUUGUCUACCGUGGCCUGAACCUUGCCCUCCGUGCUCCGAUCCUUGCCCACCGUGCCCAGAACCUUGUCCACCGUGCCCUGAACUUUGUACACCGUGCCCUGAACCUUGUCCAUCGUGCCCUGAACCUUGUCCACCGUUCACUGAACCUUGUUUCAAACCAUGUUAUUCUCCGUCGUCUUGCUAUUAA